GUAAAUUCUCUAACGCUAAAACAAAACAAAAUCAAAUCAAAAAACCUAAAAAAACCCCCAAUUUUCCGACCUGCAAUCUAACGAACCACAAUUUGAUUCAAGUUUUCAGCAAUCAAGCUAAUCGGUUUCAGUAACCUUAAGAAGCUUCAUCGGAACCACCACCACCAACGCCACCGCCACUAAGAAGCCUAAGUCGAAACCCUAGCUCCUCCACCGUUCGAUCGUACCGACGCAAGGUUCUGGCGAAUUGAGUUGUAUCUACUCAUCACUCCGUCGACGGAGGCACGGCAUUUAGCGACUUGAGUUGUAUUCCGGUCGAUGUUUGGAUGCAUCAGAGGUUUCUUGAACUAGGUUUAGUUUAGUAAUCCGAUCAGGUGAGCUAUAAGCCUUGGUGUUGCGAGGUCUCACAAUGACGUUAUCACCUUCACCAUCAACUGAAAAUCAGUGCUCUACUGUUGUCACCGGUGCUGCAAGUUUAUCGAAAACCGACGAUUUUUCUUCCGAGCAUGUUGACGACGAGAACGAGAACGAGAACGAUAACGAGGAGGAUGAGGAAGGGGAUAUGGAUUUCAAUCCUUUUCUGAAAGAAGCUCCUUCUCUAGAAGCUUCUUCUAGCCUGAGCUCCGAGAUCGAAGAGUUUGAAACCGAUGUCGUUGACAGUAGAGAAAAUCAUUCACCUUUGGUUAAUGUCGCAAAUGCCCCUGAUGAAUUGCAAGAUGACGGUAUUAGAAACGUUGAACCAAACAUUGCCACAAAUACAGUUACCGAUGAUGUUACUGUUGAACAAAUGGUUAAUGGUGAUAGUGAUGACGAGGAUGCCAUAUGGCGGCGAACUCGGGCUCGGUAUUCUCUUGUGGGGUCCACUCUCGAUGAACUCGAGACCUUUCUUCAAGAAACGGAUGACGAGGAUGACCUUCAUCAUAACAUUGACGAUGAAGAAGAAUACCGGAAGUUUCUCGCAGCGGUUUUAAAUAACGGAGAUGCAAGUUCCGGUGCAGCGCAAGAAAACGAUAAUCUCGAUGAAGAUGAAGAUAACGAUGCGGAUUUCGAGUUAGAACUCGAAGAGGCACUCGAGAGUGACGUUGACGAAAAUUUACAUAACGUAGCCCAAGAACGGGAACACGAGCGUGUUCGUAGGCGACCCGAAACACGGCAGAAAAAACGUCAAAAAACCGAUGUUCGACAACAUGAGUUUUCCGGUCAUAUGAAUCGACCGUUACGUCCUAUCUUACCGUAUGCACCGAUUUCUCCAAAUGCAUACAAUACCUGUAUGAUUCAGAGUACUUCAUCUGCGUGUAAUUAUCCCGUCUGUGCGUUCACGCCACAUCAGAUAGGCCAGUUACAUUGUUUGAUAUACGAGCAUGUACAGCUGCUCGUUCAGCUGUUUUCUCUUUCCAUUCUAGAUCCUUCUAGACAACAUGUUGCCACACAAGCUCACCAGUUGCUUUCCGAGAUGCUUCACAAACGCGAUCACAUACUUGCUUCUCAACGGGUACCGUAUCCUGGUUUUUGUUUUAGCUUGCCGUACAUUUGUUCAGCCGUAACAUCGGAGAACACCGCUAUCUCUACGGAUGGUUCGUUCUGGGUGCCUUUCGUCAGCGAUACCGUGCUAUCAGUUAUUGAUGUGGCCCCACUUAAUUUAGUUCAAAGCUAUCUGGACGAUAUUUCUAUCGCUGUUCAAGAGCAUCGGCAGAGACAGUUAGAAGCUACGUAUGACGCCAUGGUUGAACGGGAGUGUUUGUUUCCUUUCAAUGGUGUUCAUUCUUCGGCUGGUGUUUAUUCCGAUCCUACAAUGGUGUCUGAUAACGCUAGUGACCCAAAAUCGAAGAAGACGAUUGCUGCUGCACUUGUUGAAAGGUCUAAAAAUCAAUCGAUUGCUUUAGUUCCGAAAGACGUUGCGAAGUUGGCCUUGAGAUUCUUUCCGCUUUUCAAUCCAGCGCUAUUUCCACAUAAGCCGCCCCCUUCGUCUGUUGCUAAUCGCGUGCUUUUCACCGAUGCUGAAGAUGGGUUAUUAGCUCGAGGGUUAAUGAGGUAUAAUACCGACUGGAAGGAAAUUCAGAAAAAUUUUCUACCCUGCAAAACACCGCAUCAGAUCUUUGUGAGACAGAAAAACCGUGCAUGCUCUAGAGCACCCGAGAAUCCAAUAAAGGCAGUUCGAAGGCUUAAAACGUCACCGUUGACUCCUCAAGAGAAAGCUCUCAUAGAGGAGGGAUUAAAGAUAUACAAACUCGAUUGGAUGGCGGUAUGGAAGUACAUGGUCCCACACCGGGACCCGUCGAUGCUCCCUCGUCAAUGGCGCACAGCUGUCGGAAACCAGAAGUCAUACAAAGGAGACGAACAUACUAAGGCAAAGAGACGCUUAUACGAAUCACAACGAAGAAAGUCAAAACUCGAAGGUUCAAGAUUACAAGCAAAUGGUGUCGGUCAACAUAGUCAAGGCUGGUCAAACAAUGAUGAGGCUAAUCCGUUUCAUGGUGGCGAAGAAAAUAACAGUGGUGAUGAUGGUGGAAAUAACGAAGAUGAAGCAUAUGUCCAUGAGGCGUUUUUGGCUGAUUGGAGACCGGUUUCAUCCGGUAUUUCAAACACGGGCGAAAACCCGCAAGCUGAAUCGUUCACACAAAACGGAUUACCGAACGACACAAGGCUGGUGAAUCCUAAUAACAGUUCAUCUUACCCCGUUCCUGCUACGUUUUUGAGACCCGAAGUAAAUAUACCAUAUCGAGCUCGUCGAUCUAGUUGUUCUCGCGUAGUGAAACUAGCUCCCGACUUGCCACCGGUCAAUCUUCCACCUACGGUUCGUAUAAUGUCGCAGUCGGCGUUUUCGAAAUUCCAAGAUGAAGCUUCUAGUAAGGUGAGACAAAACGGCGUUUUAAGUCAACCGAGAGCUGGUCAACAAGACGAGAGAAGCUCGGUAAGAUGUGGUACGAGCGAUAAUAAUGCGGUUGAAAAGGGUGAUUCGGAUCUUCAAUUGCAUCCGUUAUUGUUCCAGGCUCACGAUGAUGCGAGUUUACCGUAUUACCCUUUGAACGGAAAUGCCAGUUCUUCUAGCUCCUUUGACUUCUUUCCCAAUAAUUCUCCGCAGUUAAAUCUUAACCUCUUUCGUUAUUCUAAUCAAGCGAAACAUACGCUAAAUUUCUUCAACAACUCGCUGAAAUCUAACGAGUUAAGUUCACCGUUGACCGGCGUUGACUUCCAUCCGCUUUUGCAAAGAAACGAUGACGGAAAUGGCCAGUUGAGUGACCCACCGUUGGAUUUAUCAACACCGAAUCCAACGGCUAUAAACGUUGUACCGCGUAGCCCUAACGAAUUGGAUUUGGAUAUCCGGUUAAGCUCUAUUGGCCGGAAAGAGAAUGGUACAAGUGGUCGUGAAUCUGGAGUCGCUGAACCACAGCCUAGUGGUUCGCACGAUUUAGCCAAGGAAAAUGGUAAUGAUCCGGAUUUCGGUCCAGGUUCGGGGGGUGGUGGACAUGAUGAAAUCGUGAUGGAACAAGAGGAGCUAAGUGACUCGGAGGAUGAUGACGUGGAAGAAAGUGUGGAGUUUGAGUGUGAGGAGAUGACGGAUAGUGAAGGAGAAGGCGGGUCGGAUUCUGAUCGUGUUGAAAACGUGCAAAAUGAGGAUGUGCAAGAUGAUUCUUUGCCAAAAGUUACGGUACAUGGAGACGACAGUGAUCAAGAUGAACCGAGAUGUCAAGAAACUGCUGGUUCUGAUGAACCUACAAGUUUGUUAGGUUUAAGGUUAAACGCUAAACUUCCGGUGACCAGAAGUUCUCAUGGCAGCAGAUCUUCUUCAAAGAAAACAGCAUUGCCACAUCAGCAGUUGGAUGCUGCAACACAGGCGAAGAAACCCAGAAAACGGGCACAAAAACUGGAUCUGCGGUGAAGUUAUGCGCGCAAUCUAGGUACAAAAAUACACAGGGACUAACAUUAUUACAGGUUAAAAUGUAAAGAAUGCUGAUUGAGAUUGGUUUUUUCGUAAAUAUGAAUUAAACUUUUGAAAGAAAAAAAAACUAUUUGAUUCUUGGUUUCAAGCCCAUUUUUGGAAUAACAAUUUGACAUACCAUCAUAUCUUAAAAAAAUAA
Molecule: messenger RNA, 4079 nt
Organism: Helianthus annuus (common sunflower)
Lineage: Eukaryota; Viridiplantae; Streptophyta; Magnoliopsida; Asterales; Asteraceae
Exons: 9
Coding region: 410-3880 (1156 amino acids)
Biological process (GO): regulation of DNA-templated transcription
Cellular component (GO): nucleus
Molecular function (GO): transcription coregulator activity
Source: RefSeq, a predicted model, not a curated record